AUGUUAUUAUAUCAGAAAAAGAUAUCUAAAAUGGAAGAAGAUCGACUGGGAAUGCAAAUAAGCGGUGAUGUAGCAGAAAUUGAAAAAGAUUCAAAUGGUGUCAUUGGUGUUUCUAUUGGUGGUGGAGCACCAUAUUGUCCUUGUAUUUAUGUAGUACAAGUAUUUGAAAACUCUUCGACAGAUUUAGAUGGGCGGAUUCAAGCAGGUGAUGAGAUUAUCAGUAUCAAUGGUUUAUUAGUGAAGGGUGAGAAGAAGACAACGGUUGCACGAAUGAUUCAGAAAAGUGAAGGUAGUGUGAAGAUUGGAUUCAACAUUCUUCAUCCUGAACCUUUCCAAGGGCAUACAUUAGAUAUAGCACUGAAAAAAAUGAAGCAUCGAGUAAUAGAAUCAAUGGCUUCCGAAACUGCGGAUGCUUUGGGUUUAUCUCGUGCUAUGCUAUGUAAUGAUUUGAUGCUUCAGAAGCUAAAUCGUCUGGAGCAUACCUCUCAGAUGUACAAGAAUCUAAUCAAGCAUCUUGGAUCAAUACUGAAUUCUCAUUAUCAUAUUGCCAAUACUCAGAAAGAAUUUGGUGAUUUACUGUGUGAAAUAGCCGCGCGAGAAAGUUCAACUGCCGUCAAUUUAGCCUUAUCAACAUUUGGUAAUGCUCAUCGAAUCCUUCACAAAAAUGCCUUAAAGUUGCUAAAAAGUUUGCACUCAAUAGUUCGUGACUUGAAUACAUUUGUUGAUAAAGCUAUUCCGGACACAAAAUUGACUGCAAAGAAAUAUUUGGAUGCUAAAUUUGAAUACUUAUCAUUCUGUUUAAAACUGAAAGAAAUGGAUGACGAAGAAAUGCAAGCAGUAAAAUUUGCUGAACCUUUGUAUCGUAUAGAAACUGGAAAUUAUGAAUACAGGUUGAUGUUGCGAUGUCGACAAAACAGUCGAGAAAAGUUCAUACAAUUACGAAAAGAUGUUUUAGAGAAAUUGGAGUUACUUGACCAGAAACAUGCUGAAGGCAUUAAAGUUCAGAUGUCAAAUUUAAUCAGAGCUAUGAUGGAAACACAUGAGGAAUGUAAAGAAGUAAUGGCAAAAACAAAUGGAUUAUUCCCAUUUGAUAUAGAUCUUGGAUUAGUAUGCCAUUAUUUUUGUUGA
Thelazia callipaeda (thelaziosis nematode) is the source of this 1128-nucleotide messenger RNA. The record is from the annotation of a GenBank genome assembly. NCBI's taxonomy places the organism in Eukaryota, Metazoa, Nematoda, Chromadorea, Rhabditida, Thelaziidae.